AGACGACAGAAACCACCCCCUCUGCCACACGUCCACAUCCUGCUACUCAGGAUAUGUUGUGUGUCUGUGCUGGGAGCUCAGCUGUACUUUAGACCUGUGCUGUUUUAUGUUUAUGCCUCACAGCAUCACUAAAAUGAUCUUCUCAAUAGUUAUUCUUUUGCUUAUUUCUGUCCCUGCAUCACAAGAGGCAUCCACUGCCAUGGGACGCUCUGAAUAUACUUCUGUGUCACUGACUACAACACAACAAAUCAUCACCACCGUCGACUCAACUGCAACAACAUUUUUAGAAAAAACAAACAGCAAAGUCACAGAGACAGUACAACCUGAAAGUCCAAGAACCCAGACAUCCACUUACAUGACUUCUGGAGAUACUUCUGAGACACUGACCACAACACAACAAACCAUAAUUCAACAAACAACAACGGAUGUAGCCAACAACACUCAGACGACCUCUUCACAAUCUCUUCUGACAAUUCUGACAACCGAAUCUGCGAUUACCAUCGUCAACUCAACUGAAACAUUUUCAGAAAAACCAAACGGAACAGCAGCUCAGGGAGACAGAGAAGGACAAGACGUGGCAGUAAAUCCAGGGCUCAUUGCAGUUCUGUGUAUUUUCUGCAUUGUGAUGGCUGUAGUUGUUGUGGUUGUGAUAGUAAAGGCGGUUCGCUCCAGAAGGCCACAUUUUGAGAGGCUUGAUGAUGUAUCAAUGGGCAAGAUGAGUGAGGACGCACCAUUUGCCCACUAUCCUCCAAAAUGAAGGGCAGCUUCUGUCUCAACAAACUGCAUAGUUAUGCCUCUCAUAUUUUUCUUGUUUGUUUCUAAAUGAAAUGCAACAUUUUAAUUUAUAGACUUGAUGUGCAAUACACAGUGUAUUUAGGAAAUCUGAUAAUAAUGUGAUUAUUUUUUUUUCUUAAAAUGCCACAACCCACAACAAACCUUUUAUUAGUUUAACGUUAAUUUAGUUUAAUUGCCCAUUUCUUUUGAUAAAAGCUAUACUUUAUGCUAAAUGAUUACAUGUAAUUUUAAUGUAAAAUGUCCAUAAGGAUAAACGCACUCUGAAGACCA
This is a messenger RNA of Pimephales promelas (fathead minnow), 1065 nucleotides long. RefSeq names its product colon, intestine and stomach enriched 1 (gene cist1). NCBI's taxonomy places the organism in Eukaryota, Metazoa, Chordata, Actinopteri, Cypriniformes, Leuciscidae. The record is from RefSeq and is a predicted model, not a curated record.